Phycomyces blakesleeanus NRRL 1555(-) is the source of this 774-nucleotide messenger RNA. RefSeq lists its product as hypothetical. The coding region runs from base 1 to 774 and encodes 257 amino acids. The transcript has 6 exons. The record is from RefSeq and is a predicted model, not a curated record. NCBI's taxonomy places the organism in Eukaryota, Fungi, Mucoromycota, Mucoromycetes, Mucorales, Phycomycetaceae.
AUGAUUGGUAGCAAAAUCAGGUUCCCAUCAGAUGAAUUGACACGUCAUCUGGUUGUUGAAAACAUGACUGAAGCUGCCUAUAAUUUCAGCAAUACUGUUUUGGGGCCCAAAGAGAUUAAAAAAAAUCCUUUUAAUCUUUACACUAAGGAGAUGAAGAACAAGAGAAAACUUGACAGGGAAAACUACAGACGUGAGGAAAUCAUUGAUUUGUAUAACUUGAUGGGUCCUUUAGAAAAAGGCAGAUAUUACGAGAUGGCGAAAGAAGAUUCCGCUACUCUUCACCAGGAAUCUUCUGUCCCUGAUGUCAAUCGUAGUGCAAAAUCCAUAUUGACCAUCAUAGACACAAUGAAGCUAUCAAUGAACUACAAUAGCAUCAGCUCCAGUCAAAAGAUUGGUCGCCUCUUGUCAGGAGAUACGUCUUCUAUAUUUUUUAAGUGUAUUGAGGAAGAUGGCGCUCUGGAGAGUUUCUUGGAAGCAAUGGGAAACAUCGAAAGACGCCCAAUGCAAGAAAUACAACCCGUGACUAUUGCUGCCAACGACUUCAGGAAUAAGAUGAACAAACGUUUGAUAAGCUUGUUCAAUGAAGAAACCAGGGAAACAAGAAAAUCUUUCCCUUGGAAAGCAAUUGAAAACAAAAAAGGCAUCAUCAGAGCCGUUGGAUGGCCAGAAAAGAUGUCUUUUGUGCCACUCAGUCUUAUGAAAGAUAUUGUGAAAGAAAUGUUAGUUGAUGCCCUGGACAAAGGGCUCAUUUCUUUCUCUUGCUCUUUAGAGUAA